AUGGGUGAGGUGAAGUAUUUUAAUGCGGAGGAGUUUGAGGUGGACCGAUUCAAACAGGCAUUUAUCGAGUAUCAAAAAUGUGAAUGGCUCACACAGACGAGUCUGAAUAUUUUGAAUGUUGUACAAACCACAACCAUUACUGCUGGUCUUCUGUUCGGUACUAUGCUGUGUGCACGCGAUGUGGUCCUGGGCAACCUAACCGUUGGAGAUUUUGUCCUGUUCAACACCUACAUUCUUCAACUCUACUCGCCUUUGAGUUUGUUCGGAACCUAUUACAGGCUGUUACAAACCAGUGUCGUCGAUAUGGAGAAUAUGUUCGAACUAUUGGAGGUGCAUUCUGAAAUGAAAGAUGAUCCAGACGCGCCGGAUCUAGUCGUCAAGGGGGGUGAGAUCGAGUUCAAAGAUAUUAGUUUUCACUACGCACCUGAUCGUUCAAUACUGAAGCACGUUUCAUUCAAGAUCCCAGCUGGAAAAACUGUUGCCCUGGUUGGACAAUCCGGUGCGGGGAAAUCCACCGUCGUUCGGCUUUUGUUCCGGUUUUAUGAUGUGACUGAUGGAGAGAUUCUGAUUGACGGUCAAAAUAUUGCCCACGUAACACAGUCUUCUCUGCGUCGCGCGAUCGGCGUUGUACCGCAGGUUAGUAGUUGA
Messenger RNA from Echinostoma caproni, 648 nucleotides. NCBI's taxonomy places the organism in Eukaryota, Metazoa, Platyhelminthes, Trematoda, Plagiorchiida, Echinostomatidae. The record is from the annotation of a GenBank genome assembly.